AUGGUGGACCAUGGGAAGGAAACCACUCUUCAAUUUGCACCAUUGCAGAGUGCCGUGGAUGAGGGUUUUUGGCAUAGGUUGUCUUCAUUGAAGCUCAACAAGCUAGGACUCGAUGAGUCUCCAAUUCCAAUAACUGGUUAUUUUGCACCAUGCUCACAUCAUCAAGUGUCAAAUCAUUUAACUCUUCUUGCCGAAUCUUUACCUACUGAAUCAAGUGAACAAUCAUCGGUGCCAGAACCAAGCCGUGGGAAUAGGAAUAGGUGUUCUGUUCCUGGCAUUCUCUACAAUACAAAUACAUAUGAAGGCUUCCAAGCUCUUGACAAGCAGAGCUUACUUGAGGCAGAAGCGGAGAAGAUCUGGGAGGACAUUCAUUCUGGAAAAGCUGAGGAGGAUAGCAGAAUUCUUUUAAGAUUCAUUUUUAUUUCAUUUGCAGACUUAAAGAAAUGGAGCUUUCGUUACUGGUUUGCUUUCCCUGCUCUAAUGCUUGAUCCUCCUGCAACCUUGGCUACUUUGAAGCCAGCUUCCCACUCGUUUAGCUUAGAAGAGGCUGAGUCCCUAGCAGCUGCUUGUAACGAGUGGCGUAACUUGUCCUCAACAACAGAUAUUCCAUUCUUCCUGGUUUCUAUUGAUUCGAACUCAAUUGCUACGGUUAGGCAUCUGAUUGACUUUGAAGAUUGCCGAAGUAAUGGUCAUAAGGUUCUGUUUGGGUUUUAUGACCCUUGUCAUCUUCCAAAUAAUCCCGGUUGGCCUCUUCGAAACUUUCUAUUAUAUAUUCAUGUAAGAUUGGGACUUGAGAAAGUUCCAUUUUUGUGCUACCGCGAGAACCGUGGUUUUGCGGAUCUUGGACUGUCCUUGGUGGGUGAAGCAUUGAUAUCAAAUUCACAAGGUUGGAAAACCAAUCAUAAAAUGCCAAAUGCUGUGGGUUGGGAAAGUAACAGAGGAAGAAAGGUUCCAAGAUUUAUCAGCCUUGCCAACAAUAUGGAUCCAACUAGGUUGGCCAUAGCAGCUGCAGAUUUGAACUUGAAGCUAAUGAGAUGGCGUGCCUUGCCUUCAUUAAACCUCAAUGUCUUGUCUUCGGCAAGAUGCCUCCUCCUUGGAGCUGGCACACUUGGAUGCCAAGUUGCUCGAAUGCUUAUGGCAUGGGGUGUCAGGAAAAUUACCCUGCUUGAUAGUGGCAAGGUGGCUAUGUCUAAUCCACUACGGCAGUCCCUGUAUACCUUGGACGACUGCUUGAAUGGAGGUGAAUACAAGGUGACUGCAGCAGUGGAGAGUCUUAAACGAAUCUUUCCUGCAGUUGAAGCAGAAGGUGUUGUGAUGGCCAUUCCAAUGCCCGGGCAUCCUGUACCUUGCCAGGAAGAAAAUAGUGUUAUUGAGGAAUGCAGACGACUACUCAGUUUGAUUGAUUCUCAUGAUGCUAUCUUUUUGCUAACUGAUACACGUGAAAGUAGAUGGCUCCCAAGUCUUCUUUGUGCCAGUGCUAACAAGAUCACUAUUACAGCAGCUCUAGGGUUUGACAGCUUCCUAGUUAUGCGUCAUGGAGCUGGUCCUCUGAGCUCUAACCAUGACAAAAAAGCAGAAACUCUGACUGAUUUAUCUGCUCAAAUGGGAACUGUCUCCCUCGACGACAAUGGGACUAGACAAAGAUUGGGUUGCUACUUUUGUAAUGACGUGGUUGCUCCAGUUGAUUCAACCACCAAUCGGACCUUGGACCAGCAAUGCACUGUUACUCGUCCAGGGCUUGCUCCUAUUGCAUCAUCACUUGCAGUUGAACUUCUUGUAGGAAUCCUGCAUCAUCCCUCUGGGAUAUUCACCAAAGCUGAAUUUGCGAACUCAACUGAUUCUUCAAGCACUGAGCAGCCUCUUGGUAUCUUGCCCCAUCAGAUUCGAGGCUCCCUCUCUCAAUUUUCUCAGAUGACACUUGUGGGUCAUGCCUCGACUAGUUGCACAGCAUGUAGCUCCACUGUGGUAUCAGAGUUUCAGAAGAGGGGGAUGGAGUUCAUACUUGAAGCCAUUAACCAUCCUACAUAUCUGGAGGACAUAACUGGAUUAACAGAGCUGAUGAAGUCCGCUGGCACUUUUGACUUAGACUGGGAUAAUGAGGAUGAUGAUGAGUGUGUCGAAAUCUAA
Fraxinus pennsylvanica is the source of this 2127-nucleotide messenger RNA. The record is from the annotation of a GenBank genome assembly. Lineage: Eukaryota; Viridiplantae; Streptophyta; Magnoliopsida; Lamiales; Oleaceae.